Messenger RNA from Phaeodactylum tricornutum CCAP 1055/1, 1733 nucleotides. RefSeq lists its product with no specific name. NCBI's taxonomy places the organism in Eukaryota, Bacillariophyta, Bacillariophyceae, Surirellales, Neidiaceae. The coding region runs from base 48 to 1688 and encodes 546 amino acids. Gene Ontology annotation, molecular function: 1,3-beta-glucanosyltransferase activity. The transcript has a single exon. Gene Ontology annotation, cellular component: cell wall. Gene Ontology annotation, biological process: cell wall (1->3)-beta-D-glucan biosynthetic process. The record is from RefSeq and is a predicted model, not a curated record.
UUACGACAGUAAGUGAUGAACGCACUUUAAUCAUCAGAAUACACAAAAUGGCAAGAUUGACGACUUUCAUACGCGUAUGGUUCAUUGGCCUUCUUCUUGCAGAAAAGGCGAGCGCGCAGGAAAAGUGCUUCGACGCGCCUCCGCUGGAGAUUGAGAACAAGCACUUCUUCACUCUGGAUGGAGCCUUCGUCCCAAUCAGAGGCAUUGCGUACUACCCGCGGCCAAAUGCGGGCCCAAAUGACAAGAACAAUAUUGAUUUCUAUACAGAAGAGUAUCGCCACAUGUGGGAGCGCGACGUGUCUCGCUUGAGAGAACUUAACGUGAACGCAAUCAGAAUCUACGCGGUGGAUCCAGGUAAAAACCACGAUGCCUUCAUGUGUGCCUGCAAAAGCGCUGGAAUUUAUGUCAUUAUUGGACUAGGUGCAAACUGUGCCAAUUGCUCCAUUACAUCAGCGCCUGCUCCAGCGUGUUACCCACCAGAGCUCAAAACUCGGGGAGAGUUCAUAAUAAGUGUCUUCUCCAAAUACACAAACGUGCUAGGCUUCAGCGCUGGGAACGAAGUAGGACUAUUGUUUGACGCUCUGAAUGAACCGGAACGGAACGGUCCUUGUCAAAAAAAAUCCAUUCGAGAUAUGAGGGCCUUUAUCCAGAGCUGCUCUACCAUGCGAAAAAUUCCUGUUGGAUUAGCUGUUGCGGACGUCGAGAGAGAGCUAAAUGCCGCCUACUAUGGCUGCCGAAGCGAUCCAGAUGAUAACUUAGAAAACGCAGAGUGGUACGGAAUCAAUACCUAUCAACACUGCAACUCGCUACAGACAAAUCCGCAAGAGCUAACUGGCUUUCAAAAUCUUCUGCGGGACUUUUCUCAAAUUGGCCUCAGCAUUCCUGUCGUGCUCGCCGAGUAUGGAUGUAUCAAUGAAUCGUUUUUGACAACCGGCGGAUUCGAAGACCAACGUACUUUCCUGCAAGUCGAGACUCUGUUCUCUCCUGUCUAUUUACAAGAGUUUACCGGGGGGUUCGUGUUUGAAUACUCGAUUGAACGCGUAAAUGCAAUGUCUCCAUGGCCUUUUGAAGAGUUUGGAAGUGGACGGUAUGGUGUUGGCUACUUUGCGCCCGAAAACUGUGACGAUAUCAACAUCACGUGCUCAUACGUACCUACACCUGAGUUUGAAAACCUUUCUGCAGCUUACGCGGCAGUCUCUGUGAAUACACCACCUGCCUCGUCCGCCCGGUCUGAGGUGACAGAGUGUCCCGAGCAAUUUCCUGCACUCAGCAGCUUUGACUGGUCUUCUGAUAGUGUUAUUAGUCGGCAGUGCCCUCAACCAGUCACGGUAUCCUGUCCAGUUGUUCCUGGCUGUGGUUCAACAAUGUCACCGAAUACAACCUUGACUGCAAUUCCGACAUCUCCCAUUUCUGACAGUCCUUCCCAGAUCCCCAGUACGUCUCUUCCCACGAUAUCUACAGCGCUACCGACUGCGUCUACAAGGGUUACAACCUCGCCGCAACCCACCGAUGGAAUCCCUCUCGAUGCUCCUUCCGCUGCACCCAGCAAUCGCACGCCAACUCAGAAGCCAGUACUUCGCUCCCUUCCUCCCUUUCCAUCCAACUCGCUCACAGUCGGUUCUUCUGGCAAACAAAGAAAUCAUCUGGAAUCCAGCUUUGCUUUUCUUUUGGUAGCCUGGUUUCUCUAGUAGUUUGCAAACAAUAGGUCAAAAAAUACAGAUUUCCUAUUAGCC